This is a messenger RNA of Schistocerca piceifrons (Central American locust), 2415 nucleotides long. RefSeq lists its product as uncharacterized. Bases 1 to 2415 code for a protein of 804 amino acids. The transcript has 4 exons. Lineage: Eukaryota; Metazoa; Arthropoda; Insecta; Orthoptera; Acrididae. The record is from RefSeq and is a predicted model, not a curated record.
AUGCUGUCCUCGCAAGCCGUGCUGUCGUCGAUAUCCGUGCUGUCCUCGCAAGCCGUGCUGUCCUUGCAAGCUUUGCUGUCGGCGCAAGCUGUGCUGUCCGCCCAAGUUGUGCUGCCCUCCCAAGUUGUGCUGUCCUCUCAAGUUGUGCUGUCCUCUCAAGUUGAGCUGUCGUCUCAGGUUGAGCUGUCCUCUCAAGUUGAGCUGUCCUCUCAAGUUGAGCUGUCCUCUCAACUUGAGCUGUCCUCUAAAGUUGAGCUGUCUUCUCUAGUUGAUCUGUCCUCUCUAGUUGAGCUGUCCUCUGUAGUUGAGCUGUCUUCCCUAGUUGAGCUGUCGUCUCUAGUUGAGCUGUCCUCUCUAGUUGAGCUGUUCUCUCACGUUGAGCCGUCCUCACAAGUUGAGCUGUCCUCUCAAGUUGAGCUGUCCUCGCAAGCAGUGCUGUCCUCGCAAGCUGUGCUGUCCUCGCAAGCUAAAGCCGUGCUGUCCUGGCAAGCUGUGCUGUCCUCACAAGCAUUGCUGUCCUCGCAAGUUGUGCUUUCCUCUCAAGUAGCGCUGUCCUCUCAAGUUGGGCUGUCCUCUCACGUUGAGCUGACCUCUCAAGUUGAGCUGUCCUCUGACGUUGAGCUGUCCUCUCAAGUUGAGCUGUCCUCUCAAGUUGAGCUGUCCUCUCAAGUUGAGCUGUCCUCGCAGGCUGUGCCGUCUACGCAAGCUGUGCCGUCUUUGCAAGGUGUGCUGUCCUCGCAAGCUGUGCUGUCCUCGCAAGCUGUGCUGUCCUUGCAAGCUGUACUGUCCUCGCAAGCUGUGCUGUCCUCGCAAGCUGUGCUGUCCUCGCAAGCUGUGCUGUCCUCGCAAGCUGUGCUGACCUCGCAAGCUGUGCUGUCCUCGCAAGCUGUGCUGUCCUCACAAGCUGUGCUGUCCUCACAAGCUGUGCUGUCCUCUUGGCCUCUCCUUCAAGUUGAGCUGUCCUCUGAUGUUGAGCUGUCCUCUCUAGAUGAGCUGUCCUCUCAAGUUGAGCUGUCCUCUCAAGUUGAGCUGUCCUCUCAAGUUAAGCUGUCCUCUCAAGUUGAGCUGUCCUCUCAAGUUGAGCUGUCCUCUCACGUUGAGCUGUCCUCUCAAGUUGAGCUAUCCUCGCAAGCGGUGCUGUCCACGCAAGCCUUGCUGUCCUUGCAAGCCGUGCUGUCCUCGCAAGCUUUGCUGUCCUCGCAAGCUUUGCUGUCCUAUCAAGUUGAGCUGUCCUCUCAAGUUGAGCUUUCCUCUCAAGUAGAGCUGUCCUCGCAAGCUGUGCCGUCCACGCAAGCUGUGCCGUCCUCACAAGGUAUGCCGUCCUCGAAAGCUGUGCUGUCCUCGCAAGCUGUGCUGUCCUCGAAAGCUGUGCUGUCCUCGCAAGCUGUGCUGUCCUCGCAAUCUGUGCUGUCCUCGCAAGCCGUGCUGUCCUCGGAAGCCUUGCUGUCCACGCAAGCCUUGCUGUCCUCGCAAGCCAUGCUGUCCUCACAAGCUUUGCUGUCCUCACAAGCUUUGCUGUCCUCGCAAGCUUUGCUGUCCUCGCAAGUUGUGCUGUCCUCGCAAGUUGAGCUGUCCUCUAAAGUUGAGCUGUCCUCUCUAGCUGAGUUGUCCUCUCAGGUUGAGCUUUCCUCUCAGGUUGAGCUGUCCUCCCAAGUUGAGCUGUCCUCGCAAUCUGUGCUGUCCCCGCAAGGUGUGCUGUCCCCGCAAGCUGUGCUGUCCCCACAAGCUGUGCUGACCCCGCAAGCUGUGCCGUCCCCGCAAGCUGUGCCGUCCCCGCAAGCUGUGCUGUCCCCGCCAGCUGUGCUGUCCCCACAAGCUGUGCUGUCCUCGCAAGCUGUGCUGUCCCUGCAAGCUGUGCUGCUCUCGCAAGCUGUGCUGUCCUCGCAAGCUAAAGCCGUGCUGUCCUGGCAAGCUGUGCUGUUCUCGCAAGCUUUGCUGUCCUCGCAAGUUGUGCUGUCCUCGCAAGUUGUGCUUUCCUCUCAAGUAGUGCUGGCCUCUCAAGUUGAGCUGCCCUCUCAAGUUGAGCUGUCAUCUCAAGUUAAGCAGUCCUCUCAGGUUGAGCUGUCUUCUCAAGUUGAGCUGUCCUCUCAAGUUGAGCUGUCCUCUCAAGUUGUGCUGUCCUUUCAAGUUGUGCCGUCCUCUCAAGUUGAGCUGUCCACUCAAGAUGAGCUGUCCUCUCAAGUUGAGCUGUCCUCUCAAGUUGAGCUGUCCUCUCAGGUUGAGGUGUCCUCUCAGGUUGAGAUUUCCUCUCAAGUUGAGCUGUACACUCAAGUUGAGCUGCCCUCUCAAGUUGAGCUGCCCUGUCAAAAUGAGCUGCCCUCUCAAGUUGAGCUGCCCUCUCAAGUUGAGCUGCCCUCUCAAGUUGAGCUGCCCUCUCAAGUUGAGCUGCCCUCUCAAGUUGAGCUGUCCUCUUAA